Myripristis murdjan (pinecone soldierfish) is the source of this 1866-nucleotide messenger RNA. It is a transcript of the gene cfap206, whose product is annotated as cilia and flagella associated protein 206. Gene Ontology annotation, cellular component: axoneme; ciliary basal body. Bases 1 to 1866 code for a protein of 621 amino acids. Lineage: Eukaryota; Metazoa; Chordata; Actinopteri; Holocentriformes; Holocentridae. Gene Ontology annotation, biological process: regulation of flagellated sperm motility; regulation of cilium beat frequency; sperm axoneme assembly. The record is from RefSeq and is a predicted model, not a curated record. The transcript has 12 exons.
AUGUCCCGGGCUCAAGCAGAAGGUGUGAUUAAAACUAUUAUUCGUGAGAUAGUUCAAGAAUGCGCAGUGAAGGGCCAGGCUGUGUCGGAGACGUUGGUGGCUUUUAUGGUGAAAGCUGUUGUGUUGGACCCAAGAAAUGAGUUCAAUGUCGAUCGGACACUGACCAAGCAAGAUGUCCAAAAACUGGAAGAGCUGUGUGUGGGCAGACUUAUGGAAAAGUGCAGCCCGGCCCUCGACACAAUCAAAAUGCAGGUCCAUUUUGACAUGAAUUACACAUCUCGACGUGAGUUCAUUGAGGAGCAGCACCAGCUGCUUCAGUCCAGGCUGAGCCCAAUGAGCAGAGAGAUCACCGACAGCCGGGUGAAAACACGGGAGGAGGUGGAGGCCCUUUAUCGCAAGAUCGUUGAGUAUGUCCUGCUGCGCUCUGGCACGGGCUCACCAUCUGAUGACAGCACGGUGCGAGAGGCCACAGCUGCCUUGCAGAGCGUCUUCCCUCAGCCUGAACUGGGAGCCUUCAUGUCACUCAUGAAGAGGGACAAGGAGCAGCAACUCAGCGAGCUGACCAUGAUUGUCACCGGGAUCCGACUCUUCAACAAAUUCAGCAGCAAGGGAGGACAGGGCAUUGAUGACUUGCCUUCAAUUCUUAAUGAAGCUCUACCAGUCACCAGUAAAGGCAUAGAAAACACACUGAAUGUAUCACAGAAAUUGGCAUGGAAAUACACAGCUCUACUGGAGAUGCUAAUGGACCCUGAUAGACGGCCUGGAGACUGUGACGUGUCUCCUGUCCUUCUCAAACAGGCACUCUACAAUGUCAGGCAGCACGAACUGUUCCUGAAAGUCAUAUUGGCUGAUGUGUGUUUAUGUGCCAAGCAAGUUGAAGCCCUGCAGACCAAACUGGAGUCGCAGGUGAAGCUGCUGCAGGAAAUGGUGCAUUCAAGGAGUGCUAUACCCACCGCACAGGUUUUUCCACACUUCACAAGCCUGGCGAAGUUGUGGUCUGGACUUCAGGAUGAGAUGGUGCUGCUGAGCAUCCUCGAUAACACGGCGGUGAAUCUGCAGCCCUUCCUCGCUGCUCAGUCACAAAUUUUCUCUGAGGCUCAGCUGGAUGAACUGCUGGGGGGGUCAGAGGUGAAGACAGAUGAACACAGAAUCAUUGACUCCUCAGGUGAACGUAUCAAUCCCUCUGAGAUUAAGACACAGGAGUGGCUCCUGCCUGAAACAACAGCCAACUUUGACAAGCUGCUGCUGCAGUAUAACGGAGUCUGUGGGUAUACGCUCGUAAACAAGGAUGGGCUUUUACUGCCAGGUAAUCCGAGCAUCGGCAUCUUGAAGCAUAAGGAGAAGUUGUAUGUUUUUAGCUCCAAAGACACUGCACUGAAAUUUGCCUCCAGUCCAGACGAGUUUAUUGCACAAGUGGCUGAGAAAGCCAAGCGUUCCCCUGAGCUGAUUCAGCUCCUUGAACUCCACCAGCAGUUUGCCUGCGUCACUCCAUACUCUGAGAUGCAGUCAGGGGAGGGUUUCCUGGUGAAGCCCAUCACCAAGUGUGACAGCAGCACGCAGACCGAGAUCCACCCGGUGGAGACAAACAUCGUCAAGUCGUAUGAAUGGAACGAGUGGGAGUUGAGACGAAAAGCAAUCAAACUGGCCAAUCUCCGGACUAAAGUGACGCACUCGGUGCAGACUAAUCUGAGUCACAUGAGACGGGACAACAGCAGUCAGACUUUCCUCCCCAAGGACGCCGCUUGUCAAAGCAAGGGGGACGGCGAGACAAACGUGCCCAAGCCUCAGGUCUACCUGGCUGGUCUGCGACAGCAAAAAAGUGGACAUUUCAUGAAAACAAACCUCACCAGGUCUAUCAAUGAAUGA